AAGCAGUUGAACAAGGCUGUGGGUUGGACACUGCUGCCUCAUUUGAAGAAUCAGUGUGCUUGUGUGUGUGUGUGUGUGUGUGAGCAAGAACACAACGACUUCCUCAGCACCGGAGCACAGGAAAUCCUGCAAUCUUUUAAAGCACAAACCAUUCCUGGGGAUUGUACAGUAAAGAAGCCAUGAAGACGCCACUGUGGGUCCUUCUGUUGUUGAGUUUGUGUGUCCCGAGUCGCAGCGACUGCCAGGGCGAUUGUCUAACCUGCGCACUUCUCCUGCCCCCGCAGCAGACUUUCAACACGCUCGUGUGUUUGCUGGAAUGUGAGGCCCAGGCGUUCCCGACUCAGACCUGGGACCUCUGCUACCAAUCGUUGGUUCAAAACCCAGCCACGUUGCCGUCACGUGAUUUAUCGAAGCGUACAGAAGACGAAGAAAAGCCUCUGGCUAUAGUGAAGAUGGAAGAUGAAGGCUUGGAAUACUCCGAAGCAUUGGAGCGUUUCCGCCACAUGGCUCAAGCGCUCAGCAGUCAAGAGCCUUCUGAGGACGUGCAAAAAUCGGAGCAGGCCGGGGAAUCCUAUGACGUGGGGCUCGAUGCCGGUAUGGAUGACGAAGAGGAGCGAGAGAACUUCAACAAAGUUGAAGAGCAGGACCGAGAUGGCGACGCCGGCCUCGAUCUUUCGAAACGCUUCGGCGGGUUUAUGAAAGGUCGCCAUGGCUUCCGUAAGCUGGUGAGCUCCGGAAGACCCCUGCAGAAGCGAUACGGUGGCUUCAUCGGGAUCCGAAAGUCAGCCCGCAAGUGGAACAACCAGAAGCGGGUGAGCCAGCUGUUGAGGCAGUACCUGAGUCUCACGGCACGCACGGGCCGCUCGGGCCACUUCUCCAACCUCUCCACAGCCGCAGUUCGACAAAAGAAUGAGGUUUAAACACCCUACAGUAGGUGUUGAUCUCUCCUCUUACCUCCAUCAUGUUCCACAUUCAAGAUGAGCUACAAGAUGUUAAAGAGAUCGCAUUGCCAUCCAACAACAGACGUUUUUUCUUUCUUUUUUUUUUUUUUAUGAGUUUGUUCAUUUGUUUCCACUAUUGAUAUUUCGGGCUCAUCUGCGCUCAUUAAUUUAGUAAUAAACAAGCUGUUGGUUUUGAAUCUCGGCCGCUGGCUGAGUUUGAACCUUGGCAGAAAUAAAAGCGAUGCACUGAAACUUAAAUUGAGCAUGUCCAUCAGUAUACAGCUCUGGAUGUACAGUAGGAGGAAUCACAGAGCACUGUGGUCGUUUUUGUCUGUCCCACGAUGUUGAAUGUCGGGAAAGGAAAAAGCACUUUAUAGAGUUUGUCAUUUCGUCUUGCACGCUGUCGAUCACACUUGGGUUAAAGUGCACACAAGGAACGGAUGGAUUUUUGGUUUUUUUUAUGACAUGUACGAUUUAUUUUUUUUCGAGUUACAUCUCAGAAGGUUUGGGUUGCCUGCUGAAAACAAAAUGGGUUCUUAUCAUAGAUAGUGCAGCACACACAUCAUGUUAACUAAACACCUCAGAAAACCAAAUUAGGUUUCUAAUUGUACAAUGCGCCAUGAUAUAAUCGAUUAUGAGACAAAAUAUGACACUUGUGACUCGACCACUCUUGUUAUAGACACUGUGUGUUGGAUCGGGAGCCAUUUUAGAUGCCUCCCCAUCUUUUUUAAACCUAGAUAUAUAAAAUCCAUAGAGCAAUGCUGCCCUCUAGAGCUCACACACACACACACACACACACACACACACACACACACACGCACUUUGCGUGCAUGACCUCUGAAGUAAAUAACAAUCUGGCCUUAAUAUACCCACCAAUCAGACAUAACAUUAAAACCACCGUCUGUAGCUCUGACCUGUAGAUGCCUGGACCACAUAAAACCCCCUAAAGGUGUGCUGUGGUUCAUGGCAGCACAUCCUUUAAGUUGUGAAUGAGGCAUCCAUGGAUCAUGUUUGUCAACUCAUUUGUUCAACACAUCCCACCGACACUCGAUCAGACUGCCGCCUGGGGAAUCUGGAUGCCAAUAUAACACUCUGUCAUCUUACAGUUUUUCUCAGUUGCUUGGGAGCGUUUCUCAAAUCAGAAAGGAAAUUCUCAAACCGACUUGUUCAACCUCAUGUUGUCACUUGUGCACAUCAUAAAAGCAUUUUCUCGUUGCUCUGAUCAAAUUGUGAAUGCUUUAGUAUAUUCAUUUAGUUGCGUACAAUUUUCUGCUGUUUCCUACAUUAUCAGUUGUUUAUGUGAUGCUGAUCUAUUUAUAUAAUACUAAAUAGUUUUAACCCCCAAACAUCUCAGCAUCAGGUCAUUAUAUAAGUCUUUGAAUGCAAAAUGGUUAAACCAGUUGUAAUAUUUGUCAAGCUUAGACUUCUGUUAAACUUUUUUUUUUGUAAAUAUGUCAUGAACUGAUGAAUUGUUCAUCUUAUCUUGAAUGUCACUAAUGAAGGCGAGUGAACUGCAUAAGGUCAAUCAAUAAUUAACUAAAUCUCUUAAACAGGUCAGAGGUGAAUCACAUAAACCUUCAAUUAGCGACAAAACACAGAAUUACGAGCGAACACUAUUACAGUACAAUAAAAGUGUAAAUCUGGUCUCUUGCAAUCAGUAUCCUACAUGCAGUCAUGUGUACAUUUGUGCUGCUAAAAUUCAUAGAUGGCGUUCAAAAGAAAUUGUGAAUUUUCGAUUAUUGUGAUCCAAACCGUAGUUUACAUCAGGAAACACCGAAACCGUGCGCCGUCAUACAGACAACGUGACUAAACAUUAUGACAAUCUUGUUUGUGAACAAUCACAGAAGAACUUGUUCUGAUAGCAAUGAGAUGUUCAUUGACACAAAAACUAAGGAUUUUGAAAGCACAGGCUUUUGCGUAAACCCAAUGCAUUGUGUUUUUUGUACAAAUUGUUGCGAGAAAUGCACUUACUGGUUUGCAAAUAUUCAGAAUGAUUCUCCAAAGCAACUGAGAAAUCUUUCCCAGACAAGCAAAGCACACACACACACACACACACACACAAACCUGGCCGUGAAAGAAAACAUGGUUCAUCAUACCAGCCCUCCUUCUUCUGUUGCUCUAUGGUCCAGAUCUGAUGUUCACACGCCCAUUAUAGGAGCAUGUGCUGGGGUCAGCAUUAGCACUCUGACCCACACGGCAGCAGCUUAGCUUCUCAGCAGGUUGUGAUGCACUUUGUGCUCUCACUUCUUUCUAUUAGAGCCAAUAUGAACAUUUUCAGUUCUUUGUGCUACAGUAGCUCCUUUGUAGAACAGGAACAGAGCGUCUAGCUUUCGUUUCUGAUGCAUGUCAGUCAACUUUGGGUGUCCAUGACUUCCUUGAACCACUUUUGGUAUUCACAAACCACUGUAUACCAGGAACACCUGACAUUUUUUAAAUAUCUAAUCGGUCUACUUAUCACAAUUUGGCCGUUGUUUAAAGUCACUCAGAUAGUUAUGCUUCCCCAUUUUUCCUGCUUCAAGCCUAAUAAAUAAUACCUAAUACCUCAAAAUAAUACCUAAUAAAUCUCAUGCUAUUCACUUCAACAUUUAAUGUCAUGGCUGAUUGGUGUGUAUAUAUAUAUAUAUAUAUAUUAGUUAAAUAUUGGUGGAAUUGUUUUAGUGAUUAUAUUCUCAUUCAGCUAUUCCUCCUUUUUUCUUUGAAAAAAGCAAAAAUACAUAUUAUUUUAUAAUUAUUUUUGGAAAGCGGUUAGUUUGUUCCUUGGUUUUAAACAAAAGACAAGGAAUCGGUAUACAGGUCUGUGCCCGGUACAGUAUUCUGCUUUUGUCGUUUUUGACUUUGUGGAAAAUGAAACCUUCAGAACACAUUACAUUUGUGAAAGAAUUCGACCACAUCGUUCAGGUUUUUUUUUUUGGUAAUCUUUUUGAAUGUGUGCGAUGUACAUAAAAUGCAUAUAAAAUACCAAUAAAAUAGUUUACUAUU
Messenger RNA from Silurus meridionalis, 3920 nucleotides. It is a transcript of the gene pnocb, whose product is annotated as prepronociceptin b. The coding region runs from base 180 to 920 and encodes 246 amino acids. Gene Ontology annotation, biological process: chemical synaptic transmission; neuropeptide signaling pathway; sensory perception. Gene Ontology annotation, molecular function: opioid receptor binding. NCBI's taxonomy places the organism in Eukaryota, Metazoa, Chordata, Actinopteri, Siluriformes, Siluridae. Gene Ontology annotation, cellular component: plasma membrane; neuronal cell body; dendrite. The record is from RefSeq and is a predicted model, not a curated record. The transcript has 3 exons.